GCCAGAAACCUCCGACAAAUUCUGCCAGCAUGAAGUUAACAUCUGCGAGGAGUGCAUGCGACAUCAUGUUGACGUGCGGUUGAGUGAGCUCGGUACAAUCGCCCCACUCUGCCCGAGCUGUCGCCACGAUUUCUCGCACGAGGACAUUCAGAGGACAGCAAGCGAAGAAGCCUUUGCUCGUUAUGACCGUCUUCUGCUUCGGAAGGCUGUUGGAAAUCAGCCCGGCUUCGUGUGGUGCAAAAACCCAUCAUGCGAAGGGGGGCAAUUCCAUAUCAUACCAGAUAUGCCUAAACGACUUGGUCUGGUCGGUUGGAUGCAGGAGCCAUGUCUAGAUGCAGACUUGGUUGUCUGCUUUGCAUGCGGGACCAAGUCUUGCUUUCGUCAUGAUGUCCUGUGGCACGAGGGCCGGUCAUGUCAAGAAUACGAGCAAAGCAAGGGAACCAAGCCGUUUGCCAAAAUGCAGUCGCGAACCAGGGCAACUAUUGAGAAGACGACCAGGGCUUGUCCUAAGUGUAAGACACCGGUCUGUGCAGCUGUUCGCAUAAUGCCGUUCGUAAAUGACUUUGGUUCGUAGGUGGAGAAGAGCGGUGGUUGUGACAACAUGUAUUGUCGCCCUCCAGGAGGUUGCGGGCAUCAUUUCCGCUGGAAGAACGCCCAAAUUGGUAGGCUACCAAACGAUCCGAGGAGGAACGGAGGAUAGGGAACUCCUCGGACCAUAGGUUUACAGUCGGCAUUGUUUGUAUAAUUAGGGCACCAGUGUAUAAAUAAUA
Molecule: messenger RNA, 770 nt
Organism: Dacryopinax primogenitus
Lineage: Eukaryota; Fungi; Basidiomycota; Dacrymycetes; Dacrymycetales; Dacrymycetaceae
Exons: 4
Coding region: 56-574 (172 amino acids)
Biological process (GO): positive regulation of proteasomal ubiquitin-dependent protein catabolic process; protein polyubiquitination; ubiquitin-dependent protein catabolic process
Cellular component (GO): cytoplasm; ubiquitin ligase complex
Molecular function (GO): zinc ion binding; ubiquitin protein ligase activity; ubiquitin conjugating enzyme binding
Source: RefSeq, a predicted model, not a curated record